Molecule: messenger RNA, 441 nt
Organism: Ectocarpus sp. CCAP 1310/34
Lineage: Eukaryota; Phaeophyceae; Ectocarpales; Ectocarpaceae
Source: the annotation of a GenBank genome assembly
AUGCACAAGGAAAAGGCAAUGCCGCUUUCAGACGCAUCCAUCGGCAACCUCGAGAGGUUGUCGAAGUUUGUUGAUGCCGGCUACAUCAAGGAGAGCAGCCACAAAGAUUCCAUCAAGAAGCACGUGAUGGCCAACAAGCCCAUCGAUGACAAGUUCUGGUCGCAUGUGGAGCGCAUGGCCAACUUGCUGUCCAGCGGCAUGUUUACGGCGGAAGACUACCGAGAGCAGCUAGAUGCAAAAGUUGCAGACCUUUUGCGAGACGGAGCACCACGGUCGGCAGCGGCGGGCGGAGAAGCAUGGGUUGGUGGGUCGCAGGUGGUGUGGACUCCUAGGCCCGCACAGAAAAAGGGCAAGCGCACGGCCAACGAAGCGAGGGCGGCGGCGAACACUAUGCACGAGAACAUCGUCACUGCUGGGCCGCAGCAACAAACAAGCCGGUGA